This is a messenger RNA of Melampsora larici-populina 98AG31, 2682 nucleotides long. RefSeq names its product subtilisin protease. Bases 1 to 2682 code for a protein of 893 amino acids. The transcript has 20 exons. Gene Ontology annotation, biological process: proteolysis. Lineage: Eukaryota; Fungi; Basidiomycota; Pucciniomycetes; Pucciniales; Melampsoraceae. The record is from RefSeq and is a predicted model, not a curated record. Gene Ontology annotation, cellular component: membrane; cell wall; cytosol. Gene Ontology annotation, molecular function: serine-type endopeptidase activity; tripeptidyl-peptidase activity.
AUGAGAGCGACUCAUUUAUAUUUGAUCUCCAUACUGUCACUACUAUUACCGCUCUAUGGGUCAACUACGCUGGAUUCGGCGAUCGAAUCUCCUUCUCGGUUCAUCCUGUCCAUAAAUCCUGAAGAAUCAGUUGAGUACAAAAGCAUCAACCGACACCCUACUCUCAUGGACGCAGAACUAACACUCAUCAUCAGCCCUGUGAUGAAAAUCGAUGCACCGGUUCUGGUAAAGCGAGAAGCCGCCAGACCAUUCUUACCAGGGACACUCCCGGAUUACCCACCUCACCUACAAACGAACGUCACCCAACUACACCAGUUGGGGAUCUAUGGACACGGGAUCAAAAUUGCUGUUCUGGAUACUGGGGUAGACUGUGCUCAUCCCGCCCUUGGAGGAGGGUUCGGACCGGGCUUCAAGAUCGGAUUUGGAUAUGACUUGGUAGGGGAUGACUACACCGGAGCCAACGAGCCACAGCCUGAUGCAAAUCCAUGCAAUACUUGUGCGGAUCAUGCAACACACGUUGCGGGUAUCAUUGGAGCAAACAAUAUCGGUGGGGGGUUUAAUGGAGCUGCACCCAACGCUACGCUGGGGGCCUAUCGAGCAGUCUUUUCGUGCAACGAAACCAAGGGGACCCAAGAAGAUGUCAUCAUGGCUGCGCUCUUACGAGCUCAUAACGAUGGAGCGGACAUCAUUUCUGCCUCUCUUGGUGGCAUCGAGGGAUGGUCUGAAGGAUCCCCAUGGUUGGACACUGUGAAUAACCUUGUCGAGAAGAAAGGCGCUACAAUCAUCUUUUCAGCAGGAAAUUCGGGUGAUGAGGGCCUUUUUUACGCCCAAGGACCUGCAUCGGCCCGAGCUGCAAUUUCGGUUGCAACAGUCGAGUCAUCUGGAGCCGCCUCAGAAUACCUGGAGACCUCUACAGGACGCAAGAUGAACUAUUAUGCACCGCGUUCAUUGUCGGAAUUCUCAGGGAAUUAUCCAAUCUAUGCAACGGCCAAUUCGACCAAUGUUACAAACGAUGCAUGCGAUCCACUUCCUUCUUCGACCCCAAAUCUCACGGACUUCGUAGUACUCAUCAGAGUCGGAUCAUGUUGGUUCGACACGCAGGCAAAUAAUGCCCGCAAAAUGGGAGCAAGCAAGAUAUUAUUUUAUAUGAUAAUAUUUUCACCCGCGCAGAACCAUGAUCAAAUCAUCAACGUCGCAACUUACCCCGAGUCCUUCCGUAUGGCAGCACUGAGCCGAAUAGACGGAGAAUAUCUAUUUGAACAACAUGCGAAAGAUCCCAAAGGAUUCACAGUACACUUUCCUCAAACUUCUGUUGUAUUUGGUACCCUUCCAGGUGCAAGCCAAGGUCAAGGUCUUAUAAAUGAUUGGUCGCAAUAUGGACCUAGCUUUGAUUUUGUGAAUCAGCAACCUACUAUAGCAGCAAUCGGAGGCGAUGUCUUAUCCACCUUUCCCACUAGCAUAGGAUCUUAUGAUUACAUGAGUGGUACAUCCAUGGCAGCGCCUCAGCUUGCAGGUAUUGCUGCUUUGGUCAUGAGCGUCAGAGGAAAAGGCGUGCGUGGGCUGUCUAUGCGCGCCAGGCUGACAACUACGGCGAAGCCAGUACGCGAUGCUAUCGAUGCUACCACAUUGCAUACGGUCGUGCAACAAGGAGGUGGUUUAGUGAAUGCUUAUUGUGCAGCAUUUGCAAACAGCUCGGUUUCCAUAUCAUCGCUUACAUUGAACGAUACAAGCAACUUCAAGGCUACCCAUACGUUCGAUGUUCUCAAUGAAGGCUCUAUACCUCUCGAAUACAGCCUUUCUCAUAUUCCCGCUGCCACUGUCUACACUUUUUCUGUGAACUCGUCUUUUUCUCGUCCCGACAAAAGCCCUCACCAAGACAAACAAGCGGCAAAAGUUACAUUCCCUAGCCAGAAAAUCUCGAUAUUACCUCACGAAUCAAAGACCGUUACUGUAGUCUUUGAACCUCCUCAUGUCGACCCAAAAUUACUCGCGGUUUAUUCUGGCUUCAUUAAACUCUCAACCAACAGAGAAUGUGAAGAGCAUACUAUCCCCUACUACGGUAGUGUGGGGUCCUUGAAAGACCAAAUCAUUAUCGACCAAGGGCCAUCCACAGACGACAAUGGUACAUAUAACUUGCCUUUCUUAAACCUCGACCACCACAAAGAUACAGUUGCCCACACAGACAAAGAUGGCGGGCUUAUCUGGAAUCGGACAUUGCACGAGAAAGUACACACUGACCACCGAUUGAAUUUCGCUACUCGUUCAUUAAGAUUCUACGCUGUUUCGCUGGAAUCUCCAAGCUCUUCAUCUGGAGCGAGUCUUCAGCAGGCAAAACGGAAGCGAGAUGCAAUUUCCCAAGAUGCUCAUGAAAAAGACUCGACAAGUAAGGCAGACUGCGUCACACUCAAAGGUAACUUCCCAAUGAAAUCUUGCGAAGGACUCAAUAUAAUGGGUGAGAUCGGACACGGCCACAUGGCAAGGUAUCCUCGCUCACGCAGCGCUGAGGAUACUUAUUCAAAGCCUUGGAAUGGGACACUGUAUGUCGGUUCCAAUCUUCCACACAAAAUGGUCCCAGCAGGGAAGUAUAAAAUUCUGAUAAGGGCUUUACGCUUGGCUGGUGACUCAACCAAUGAGCACGAUUACGAGACCUGGCUUUCCAAUACCAUCACCAUCCAAGAUUAG